Heterotrigona itama is the source of this 991-nucleotide messenger RNA. Lineage: Eukaryota; Metazoa; Arthropoda; Insecta; Hymenoptera; Apidae. The record is from the annotation of a GenBank genome assembly.
AUGAAUGAUUGCAUGGAGCAUCGCCUGCAGAUUGGUAACCUGUUAUACACCCGUGUCUAAAUGCCCGUUUUCUUGUCAACGUUUUUAGAAAUAUUUACAUAAAUGAAAACUGCUUAAAACAGUUGUGAACAGUUAAAAGUUAAUAGCAGUAGCAAAAUUGCACGUUCGUUUAUAUAGGAAAAUCAAGUUGUUGGCAAGUCAAUUCACCUUCCUAAUUCGUUGUGAUUUUCCUCCGAGUGAGAACUGCGUUCCUGAAGCAGUCUCUCGAGGUUUCUCUCGAGCAACACUCGGUCAAGGCCACUCGGCCUCGAGCCGCUCGAAGAAAAUCCUUCGUUAGGAAAUUCGGGGCUCAAGGUGUUUUGCGUAGGUGUUGUGGCGAGGGAAGCAGACGUUUGAUGAUGCUUCCUGUUCAUCCGUGGUGAGUUACGAGGUGAACAUAGAGUGUGUCUGGAUCCAGGCGGCGGCGGAGGUGGAGGAGGUGGUGGUGGACUCGAAGAACCUUCGCUUGGUGGCGGUGGUCUCCGACCAGUUCUGCAAUUCAUUAGGUCGAUUUCAAGUUCUAUCUUAGAUAGAAUGUUACUUCAAACAGAGAGGCAAUGAUAUUUUAGCGAAACGUUUGUCAAUAACGAAUGAAAAAUUAUUAACAUAGAAAGAAUUCUUCGCUUAUCAACUUCUCCAACCAUUAUUUAAACUGACAAUUUUCAUAAAAGAAAGAAAAAUUCUUGAAUCUUCAACUUUUAUGUUUUGUUAGAAUACAUAUAUAGAACGUGAUUUGAAGUUAAAUUCUGCAUUGUUAACAUGUAAGUUAGUAUCCUCCUUUGGAAUUAUUGACCUUCAACCAACAAUUUAACAAUAAUUCUAUAUUUCUUUCCUAAUUGCAAGAGCCGGAACAAUAACUAACCUAAGGAAGGAAGGUGGUGGUGGUGGUCCAGCAGAAGAAUCGCUCGGUGUCGUCGGCGGUUCCCCCUUACUACAGGCUAUGCUGCAAUAA